Messenger RNA from Triplophysa rosa, 10375 nucleotides. It is a transcript of the gene ank1a, whose product is annotated as ankyrin 1, erythrocytic a. Gene Ontology annotation, molecular function: protein binding. The record is from RefSeq and is a predicted model, not a curated record. Gene Ontology annotation, biological process: signal transduction. The coding region runs from base 141 to 6188 and encodes 2015 amino acids. The transcript is spliced from 44 exons. NCBI's taxonomy places the organism in Eukaryota, Metazoa, Chordata, Actinopteri, Cypriniformes, Nemacheilidae.
GUCUGCCUGCCCGACUAGUGCUGCAGCGGAGGGGAGACUGAGACGGGGCAAGACUCCAGUGCUGCAGGACCGCAUCAGAAGCACGUUGUUCCAAACACAAUAUUCCUACCAGUUUAGAUCUUUGGAGCUACACAGCCACUAUGGCACAAGCCGCCAAACAUCUGCGCAAGAAUAAGGACCUAGAGGCUCUCGCCGAACAAGAGAGAAAGGAAAAAGAAGAGGAAAAGGCAAAGAAAAGAAGCCGCUCACGGGAUAAAAAGCGCAAGGCCCACGUCGUUCAUCGCUGGCUAAUCGAUCAGGAAAAUAGUGUGAGCUCUGAGCUGCUGGAUGGCCAGGGAGUGUGGCACUAUGAUGAAACAACUGAUGCAGCCACCAGUUUUCUACGUGCAGCUCGCUCAGGUAAUCUGGAAAAGGCUCUAGACCACAUCAAGAAUGGGAUUGACAUAAACAUAGCCAAUCAGAAUGGGCUUAAUGGGCUGCAUUUGGCAUCAAAGGAAGGCCAUGUUAAAAUGGUGCUGGAGCUUCUGCAUCAUGGUAUUGUACUUGAGACAACCACAAAGAAAGGGAAUACUGCACUUCACAUUGCUGCAUUAGCUGGACAGGAACAGGUGGUCACAGAGCUGGUUAACUAUGGAGCCAAUGUCAACGCUCAGUCCCAGAAGGGGUUUACUCCACUCUACAUGGCUGCACAAGAGAAUCACCUGGAGGUUGUGAAGUUUCUUCUGGACAACGGAGCCAAUCAGAUGAUUCCAACCGAGGAUGGCUUUACCCCUCUUGCUGUGGCUCUUCAGCAGGGCCAUGAGAAUGUGGUGGCCCUGCUCAUCAACCACGGUACUAAGGGCAAGGUCCGCCUUCCUGCACUGCAUAUAGCUGCUCGAAAUGAUGACACCCGAACUGCCGCCGUACUUUUACAGAAUGACCCAAAUCCUGAUGUCUUAAGCAAGACAGGCUUCACACCACUUCACAUUGCAGCCCACUAUGAGAACUUGAAUGUUUCCCAACUACUUCUAAACCGAGGAGCUGAUGUGAACUUCACGCCCAAGAAUGGGAUCACACCUUUACAUAUUGCAUCCAGAAGAGGAAACGUUAUCAUGGUUAGACUUCUGCUGGACCGUGGAGCAAAGAUUGACGCUAAGACUAAAGAUGAGUUGACUCCUCUUCACUGUGCUGCCAGAAAUGGCCAUGUAAGAAUAAUCGAGAUCCUUUUGGACCAAGGAGCCCCAAUACAGGCCAAGACUAAAAAUGGCCUGUCACCCAUACAUAUGGCAGCUCAGGGCGAUCAUUUGGACUGUGUCAAACAGCUAUUACAGUACAAUGCCGAAAUUGAUGACAUCACCCUAGACCACCUUACACCACUGCAUGUGGCAGCACACUGUGGACAUCAUCGUGUAGCCAAGGUGCUCUUGGAUAAAGGAGCCAAACCAAACACCCGUGCUCUGAAUGGCUUUACACCUCUCCAUAUUGCCUGUAAGAAGAACCACAUGCGUGUAAUGGACCUACUCUUAAAGCACUCUGCAUCCCUGGAAGCUGUAACAGAGUCAGGAUUGACACCACUGCAUGUGUCCUCCUUUAUGGGUCAUCUGAAUAUAGUGAAGUUUCUGAUGCAAAAAGGAGCUUCACCAGAUGCCUCAAAUGUGAAAGUGGAAACACCUCUACACAUGGCAUCUCGAGCUGGUCACUGUGAAGUUGCUGAGUUUCUACUACAAAAUGGAGCCCCAGUGGAUGCCAAAGCCAAGGAUGACCAGACACCGCUACACUGUGCUGCCCGAAUGGGCAUCAACGAGAUUGUAAAGCUACUCUUGGAGCACAAGGCCAAUGCCAACUCCACCACAACAGCUGGGCAUACCCCAUUGCACAUUGCUGUACGUGAGGGACACACACAGACUGCCAGUAUCUUAAUUGAUAUGAAUGCUCAGCUAACCAAAAUGACCAAGAAAGGCUUCACUCCCCUUCAUGUGGCAGCCAAAUAUGGAAAGGUAGAUGCAGAAGCAUUGCUUUUAGAGAAAGGGGCCAACCCAAAUGCUGCAGGCAAGGCCGGACUUACACCAUUGCAUGUAGCUGUCCACCAUAACAACCUAGAUGUCGUGAAUCUUUUGCUCAGGAAAGGAGGAUCACCUCACAGUGCAGCUCGGAAUGGCUAUACGCCACUUCAUAUUGCUUCUAAGCAGAACCAGGUGGAGGUGGCCAGCAGUCUUCUGCAGCAUGGAGCCUCUGCCAAUACAGAGUCACUACAAGGGGUCACACCCUUGCACCUUGCCUCCCAGGAGGGUCAGCCAGACAUGGUGUUCUUGCUCAUCUCUAAACAGGCAAAUGUAAAUCUGGGCAACAAGAGUGGUCUGACUCCACUUCAUCUUGCGGCUCAGGAGGGGCAUGUUGGCAUUGCUGACUUACUAGUGAAGCAUGGAGCAUCUGUCUAUGCUGCCACAAGGAUGGGUUACACUCCACUUCAUGUGGCUUGUCAUUACGGCAAUGUCAAGAUGGUUAAGUUUCUCUUACAGCAACAGGCCAAUGUGAACAGCAAAACCAGGAUGGGGUAUACACCGCUACAUCAAGCUGCUCAGCAGGGACAUACAGAUAUUGUGACACUUCUUCUAAAACAUGGUGCACAACCAAAUGAAACCACAUCUAGUGGCACUUCUGCUCUUGCUAUUGCAAAGCGCCUCGGAUACAUCUCAGUCAUUGAUGUUCUCAAACUGGUCACUGAAGAAACAGUUACCAUGACCACCACAGAAAAACAUCGCAUGAGUUUUCCAGAGACCGUUGAUGAGAUCUUAGAUGUUUCUGAAGAUGAAGGUGAAGAGCUGCUGGGGAAUGAGAGGACCAGGUAUAUGAAGGUGGAGGACAGAAAGGACCAUGAUGAGGAUUUUCUCUCCCCCAAAAAAGUUCUUGAGAAUCAAUCCCCUGUUAUUCCAAGGAUCCCACGUGUGUCCCCUGAAACAGUCAUGCUGAAAGAACAGGAAAUGGAUCUGCACACCCCGCUCUCCUUGCCCAAGGAAUAUGAUGAGGAUUCACUCAUCCCUAGCAGUCCUGCAACAGAAACAUCAGACAAUGUCAGUCCAGUAGCAAGCCCCAUCCACACUGGUUUUUUGGUAAGUUUCAUGGUAGAUGCUCGUGGUGGCUCCAUGAGAGGUAGCAGACAUAACGGCUUGCGUGUCAUCAUUCCUCCACGUACGUGUGCUGCUCCAACACGCAUCACCUGCCGGCUGGUGAAGCCGCAAAAACUUACUACGCCUCCUCCUCUGGUGGAGGGCGAGGGUCUCGCCAGCCGUAUCAUCUCUCUUGGUCCAGCUGGAAUGCAAUUCUUAGGGCCAGUGAUUGUGGAGAUUCCACAUUUUGCUGCACUUGGCCGAGGAGAUCGUGAGCUUGUGGUCUUGAGAAGUGAAAAUGGAUCAGUCUGGAAGGAACACCGGAAUCGCUAUGGUGAUGAGGUCCUGGAGACCAUCCUUAAUGGCAUGGAUGAAGAUCUUGAGAGCCAAGAUGAGCUUGGAAAGAAGAGGAUAAGGCGCAUUAUCUCCACUGACUUCCCUCUUUACUUUGCUGUGGUUUCCCGUAUUCAGCAAGAUAAUGAUCUAAUUGGUCCAGAGGGUGGUAACCUUACCAACAAGCUGGUGCCUAUGGUCCAGGCCAGUUUUCCUGAAACUGCGGUCACCAAGCGGGUCCGUCUUGGACUGCAGGCCCAACCUGUUCCUGAUGAACUGGUGGCCAAGCUCCUAGGAAACCAAGCCACAUUCAGCCCUGUGGUUACAGUAGAGCCACGACGUCGCAAGUUUCAUCGCCCUAUUGGCCUAAGGGUUCCUCUGCCUCCAUCCUGGAGGGAGAGCCCACGGGAUGCUGGUGAGGGUGACACCACCAGUCUUCGCCUGCUCUGCAGUGUCACUGGUGGCACAGCUCCUGCUCAAUGGGAAGAUAUAACUGGAACCACCAAACUCCUAUAUGCCAAUGAUUGUGCCAGUUUCACCACCAAUGUGUCUGCUCGGUUUUGGUUGGCAGAUUGCCCUCGGACUGCAGAAGCUGUGUCCUUUGCCAACCUUCUUUACCGCGAGUUGUCAGCUGUGCCGUACAUGGCCAAGUUUGUGGUUUUUGCAAAGAUGAAUGAAUCACGAGAUGGUCGACUCCGAUGUUACUGCAUGACUGAUGACAAAAUGGACAAAACGCUGGAGCAGCAUGAAAACUUCACUGAAGUGGCCCGUAGCAGAGACAUUGAGGUAAUGGAGGGUAUGCCGCUGUACUUGGAGUGUUCAGGAAACUUGGUCCCUAUCAGAAAAGCUGCCCAACAGUCACGCUGUUUUGGCUUCCAAGCCUUCAGAGACAACAGACUACCUGUGUCUGUCAAGGUGAGAGAUAGCAGUAAAGAGCCCUCUGGCUUUGUGUCUUUCUUCCGCAAAUCAACCAAAUAUGAGGACAAUCAACACGUGCUGUGCAACCUUAAUGUUACCAUGCCGCCAUGCAUUAAGAACAUAGGAAUUGAUGAUCGAAUCAAGACUUUGACUCCUUUGGCACUAAGAGAAAGAUACAGCGUUCUAAGUGAGCCAGUUGUCGCAUCACUGAGUGCCAUGGAAAAGACGGAGCUAAAGAUGGCUUUAGUAGCUGAACAGCUAGGCCUGAGCUGGGCUGAGUUGGGACGUGAACUGCAGUUCAAUGUUGAUGAAAUAAAUAAGAUCCGUGUGGAGAAUCCCAACUCCCUUUUAGAGCAGAGCUCAACACUGCUCAACCUGUGGGCCACUCGAGGGGGGAAGAGAGCCAAAAUGGACAGCCUGUACCUAGCCUUGAAGAGCAUUGACCGGGUAGACAUUGUGAACAUGUUGGAGGGUCAUAGAACAGCAACAGGUCAGCAGGGGGGCUGGGAACAAGAUACUUUCAGGUCUAAACAUCAUGACCGAGACCAUCUAUCUUCUGGCAUAACAAAUGGUUACGGACUGGUGGUUCAGGAGGAACUAGUGUCACCGGCCUCAAUGCAGUACAGUCUGCCUUCACCAUUGGGCAAUGACCCAUACUGGCAGGAGGUAUCAAGCAUGGAUUGUGCACCCAUCGCCACCACUGAAGAAGACACUCUAAUGGAUAUGUCAGGAGUACAGAUUUGUCCCUCAGGCAAUAGUCAUUCUGUUGUAGCUGUGGAGGACUCUUCGCUGGAAUGCAGCAAUGCUGAUGACUCGGAGGUACUUCUGAACAGAAGCCCAGACCACUCCAGGAGUGAGACACCUGGUGGAAAUGGACCUUUGGGGCUUUCUGGUCAGGAAGCAUUAAGUGAUUCCAAUGAGUUUCUUGAGGAUCUAUCUAUUGGGGCAGACUUGAAUUACAGUGGUGCAGGACUGAGUGGAGGGGUCAACAUCAAUGUUCUGGAAAGAGGUCACGGGUUGGAGAGGAUGGAAGGGGCUGUAGGUGACAAAGUCAACAACAUUAAAGACAAUUCCAGUGGAGGGUUGCAAGAAGGAGCAGAAGUAGUCAGCACAAGCUUAGAAGGUAGCAUAUCUCUCAUUUCAGGUCAGCAGCAAAUGUUUCCCCGAGUGAGUGACUCCCCUGUGCUAAGAAGACGAACAGAUCUUACUGAUGACAGGUUAGGUGGCGGGUCCCUCUUGUCUUACCUCCAGGAUCAGGAGGUUCCUGGUUGGCACUUGGCCCCAGAACCAACUCCGAACAGGAUGGGGUCUUCACACUGCAAUCCUAGACAAGCCAUAGAAUCUGUGAUAUCAUCAGUACGAGCUGCAGUGGAUUGCGAUUCUAAACAGUCUCACCUAGCCAGGAAAUCCUUAAUUGAACCGGUGCGGGACACAGGGCAUUCUGAGAUCAUUCACAUGCAUUAUCAGGGAACACAACUGUUUGAAAAAGGACUAGGCUUCCCAAGCAGAACAGCUCGAGGCUGGGAGGACAUGCAUCUAAGAGAACAGGGUGAGAAGGCAGAAGAUCUCGCAGGAGAUAAAGUAAGCGAGGAGCAGUUUACAGACGAGCAUGGCAACAUUGUCACCAAAAAGAUUAUAAGGAAGGUGGUCCGAAGAGGAAAGGAUGAGGAAGGGGGUCAGGAGCUCAUCACAGAAGGGACGCUACAGGAACACAUUGAGCCAGAUGUUGACGGAGAGCAGUACAUGAGCUAUGCCAUCCUAGGGCGUGACAGCAAGCCGGAUGUUGUGGAUGUGAAGAGUGGGGGUGCUCAAAUAGUGAAAUGUGCCAGUCUGCGGAGAGUAAAGCAGUGAGUCUAACUCACUUUUCCUUUCAGGUCACCUACACCCAAACCAUCCCUCACUGACAAAUGAUGGAUAUCAUAUAAAGAAAACAGAUCUACAGUGCUGGAAAUAAGCAAUGGAUAUCAACUAUUAAAAAGUAUCCAUGUUACUUUACCAAGCAAAACACUAGAGAUUAGAGGCAUGAUUUAUUAUUAACUGAACCCAAACAGAGAAUAAAGCAUUUGAGAGGUGCUUCCUGUAAUCUCAAUAUCAGCAUAAGAAAGUGCUGUCGCAUGGCCUGCCUUUAUAUAUUGCACUAAAUGCAAAAAAAUGAUGAGACGCAUACUGCACGGACUGUAACAGAAGACCAGAAGUAUAUCUUUAAAAUCUGGAGUUAUUGGAAGUUAUGUGGAAUCACAAAAGCAAGUUUCUGUGAAAUCCAGGAACAAUUUCCCGUCUAACUCUCAUUGUAAUUGAACCCUAGUGAUUCCAAACCACUACAUUACUGAAAUGAUUUCACUGGUAGAGAUAUCCCUCUUGUCCUGCUUCUACUGUAUAUGUGUAAUAUGCACUCAGAUGUGAAACAUGAUGCUAAUAUUGGAACAGUAUCCAAUAAUUCUGCCGCUGUUCCGAUACUUUCUCCUAAAUUCUUGUUAAUUUCUACAUUAAGGUAAAGGUAUAAUUGUGUAGCAAUUCUUAUUUUUAAAGCAGCUCUUUUAAAAAAAUGAGCUCCAGUGUUGCCUAAGAUGUGCAAGGCUCAAGAUUUACAAUUUGCCUUAUUACAGUGUACAUACAUGUGUGUCAAAUUAACAACCCAGUCUCAAGGAAGUUUGUGGCGUAGGCACGAAAUUUGGAAUCUAUAACUGGUGUCAAGGACAAGAAUUUCUAUAUUUUUUCACGUCACUCAGCACAAACUUUUUGUGUGUCACUCAGCAUGACUUUUUUUCGUGUCACCAGCACGUCUUUCAAUACACAGACCGCAUGUGUAUGUACAUGUGUGUGUGUAUAUAUAUAUAUAUAUAUACAACCUGAUAUCAAAAUAAGUCGUAAAUAUCUUGGCUAACCAACAUCUCACCCCAAACCGUAAAAUCAGCUGCAAAGGUAGCUAAAAGCGUGAGUUUCACGAGGUGGCAAAGCAACGAUAUAUGGCUACCCUAACCCUGCCCAUAAACCUAACGUCACAGGUGCAAAGUCAAAUCAUAACAAAACAGCCGAAUGAGAUCGUAGGAAACUGGAAUUCACACAAAAUGGGUAUGUGUUUUUGGAUAAUGUUUGAUGUCACGAUAUCCCUUGAGACUGUGUUGCAAAUGUUUAAUGGUUCACUUAAUGAUCAUACAAUGGUUGCAGGUAUGCAAGUACAAAAGAGACUCUAGUGUAGGACAAAAAAUAUGCCAGAGUCUAAUCUUUGAGUAAAUAUACAGGCUAUAUACUGUAUAUUCUACAGGAGUCAUUCUACAGAAGUGGUGCAAAAUGCUGUCCAACCAAAUUCAUUAUAUGUUUCUUUAUUAUUUGGUCAUAGUAAUCCAUAAUUGUUUUUAUUUUAUAAACUAUUACUUUUAUUUAAUUAUUCACUGACUGUGACUACUGAAGGUGUGUAGCCCCUGUAGCAUAUGCUAGCCUACUUCUUGUUAGUUAUUAAUAUUACAGGGACAAUCAAUAAAAGUGAUUAGGUAACUGACUGUGUUUGACAGUUUGACCAUAUACAGUAUAUUCUACAGGAGUCAUUCUGCAGAAGUGGUGCAAAAUGCUGUCCCCCAUACAUGUUUUAAAAAAGACAUAUAGUCACACCUAAACUUCACAAAGUUAAUUUGCUGUAAGAGGCAAAAUAAAUAAAAAAUUUAAUAACUUUACACUUUGUUAAAUAUAGUUCUUUAUGUGUUCUUCUCUAUUGAAUGGAAUGUGUCCCCCAGUCUAACCCUCUAAAUUUGACCUAAAAAUAAUCCACUAAAUGAUUUUUAAAAAUUUCAGUUAAUUUAAGGAAAUAAAUUAAUUCAAUUAAUUAUUAUGGGAUUUAACUGACAUUUUUACUGCUCUCUUAUUUUUUUAGUAAUUUGUUUAGAUACCCAAAUUGCUGUUUUUUGUCGAUGGGCUCUAUGCACGGUGGUGCAUGACGUAUUUCUGGUGAAAAUAAUCAGUACCCUCGAUUACUUCUGCCGAUCGUAGAGUUCUGUGCUACUACAGGAACUAUCGUCACUUAAACAGCCAAAAUAGCCACGGCUAAUUUAGGCUAAUAUAGAUACAGUACAUAUAGAUAUGUAUUUAUGUUUAUUUAAUGUUAUAAUGACAUCUAAACUUAUGACAGUAUCAUUUCAAAUACAAUAGAACAGCACUUCUACCACUGCUAUGUCUCGCAGUGUAUAGCAUCUGUUAUAUUUAACUAUUUUCUCAGUUUCCCAUUUCUCUCUGCUUUAAGUCUCCCCAACCGGAAACUGAAGAGGGUUUUUGCAUUAAAUGCGGAAGUCUCUCUGAAUUGAUGAAAUACUUGGCCACACCCCAAACCGUAUGACCAGUAAAACAGAUCAAGGAUUUUUCCCACACAGGAUCACAUGGUAAAUAGAUAACCUUUAACAUUUUUUUGGGGGGGGGGUGCUAUUAAGUCAGACUGACCAGUGUUACAUUUUUCAAAAGUUGUGAAAAAAAUUUCAGUGUAGCCAUAGCAAAUGUAAACAUUUAAGAUACUAAGCAAUGCAAAUAUAUAAUAAAUAAAGAAAGACAAUGUAAAAAAAAUGUCAACCUCUUGGAUUUAUAUAAAUUCUGUAGAAUGACCAAUAUAUAAACUGCCAUUUAAAAGAUUAGGGUCACUUACACUAGCUUUAUUUAAAUAUAUUUAUUUUUUAAAUAAUAGUAAACUCCUGGAACAAAUUUAAUGACUUGAUGUAUGUUAUGACAAAAAAAAUCUAAAUAAAUGAAAGCUCUGUUAUAUUCUAUCAAUGGACAUAAAAACUAAAAGUCCUAAGGUAUUAUCCUGUGAUAAGUUUUAAAGAGCAUUAAAUAGGUUUCCAGCUAUUGUGAGCUCUUUUCUGUAUAUUUGUCUUUGUUAUUUGGUCAUAAUAUCCAUAAUUGUUUUUAUUUUAUAAACUUCACUAUUACUUUUAUUUAAUAAUUAACUGACUGUGACUACUAAAGGUGUGUAACCCCUGAAGCAUAUGCUAGCCUACUUCUUGUUAGUUGUCUUAUCAAUAUUAAAGGGACAAUCAAUAAAAGUCCCAUGACCAAGUCCCAUGAUGUAAGGACCCUAUUGAAGCUGCUCUGCUUAUUAGAAGGAAAACGCCUUUGUUGCCAUACAGUGUCAUUAAUCCCUUUGAGAAGCACAUCAUAUCAUUUGAAUUCAGUCAACUUUUAUAGCACCACUUUUAACUCUUGGUAUCAUGCAAACAACAGAAUGUUUUAAUAUUAAAUUGCAAAAAAAAUCCAAAAUUUAUUGGGAAAACUAUUUCCUAAAUAUGCAAUAGAAUGGUUAAACUAAAAGAUGCCAGCAAGAUACAAAAUGCAAGCAAUUUUUUAAAUAUGACAUGAGGAUAAAGAAUAUAUGUGCAUGCACAUGCAGUUUUUUUAAGUGUUAAAAUUACAAUUAAAUGUUCUGCUUGAAUGUACUGUUUGUAUUUGUUUAUGCGUGAUGUAUUCACUUUGUUUUGCUUUUAUGUGUUUUUUAAAACACUUUGGAAUGUUUGGCAACUUGUAGCAAGAAAUAUAGCAACAAUGUAUCCAUUAUCUGUUUGCAUUUGAUCUAGUCCAUCUCUGUACUUCAUGGAUACUAUAACAGUAUCCCAUUACUUGUAUACCAGCAGGAAUUUGAAAUACAGUUUAUUGAUCUUCAAGCUAUGGUUUGAACUGCAAAGGGAAACUAUUUAUACUCCUGUUUACUACAUAAUGAUUUAAAUACAGUAUUAAGGCAAUAGCAUAAUGCCUAUAGGAAUGCAAACUGCACACUUGCACAGAAAGUUUUUAUUACAUCUUUUAACAUAAUUAUAUUAGAAUGCUUUGGACUUAAUAUAAAUGUAUGACCUGCUGUUUGGGUAUAUGGUAAAACAUUACUGUUAUUGAUAUACUUACAGCAUCUUAAAGGCUAUAUGGUGAAAAUAUAGGAGCUUUCAAAAUGUAUUUAUUUUAAUUUAUUUUUAUGGCUAGGUCUUUUAGAUUUUAAACCUCUAUAAAGAAGCAUUGUACAAUGUACACCAGCUCAAGAUACAUGUACAUAAUAAUAAAUAAAAACUCAA